GAAUGAAACGUAAUUAUCUCCCUCCAAACCCUCCAUUUCUAUUUACUCUCCAGAGUCCGUAGACCUUCUUUCGCGCAAUGGAAGACGACCACAACAAAGGGAAAAGGCAGCAAGAGAAGGAGCAAGACGAGGUGCGGUACCGAGGAGUGAGGAGGAGGCCGUGGGGGAAGUAUGCAGCCGAGAUUCGAGACCCAAAUAGGAACGGAGCGCGGUCAUGGCUCGGGACUUUUGAGACCGCGGAGGAAGCGGCCCGGGCUUACGAUAGGGCGGCUUUCAACCUGAGAGGCCACAUGGCGAUCCUGAAUUUCCCUCACGAGUAUUAUCCGAAAGUCAUGGGGUCUCCUCCAUACCCGCCUGGGAUUGCGACUUCAAUGGCUCGCUCUUCGGGGUCGUCGUCUUCGGGUAGUAACACGAAAGAGAGCGGGAAAGGGAAGGAGGUUUUUGAGUUUGAGUACUUAGAUGACAAGAUAUUGGAGGAGCUUCUUGAGCAAGAAGAAGAGGGGAAGAAGAAAUGAGGAUCGCAGUGUAGACGUUUGAGUUUUAUGGAGAUCAAUUAUUCCCGAAUGACCGAAAGGGCAUCGUGACGCAAGAAGAUGGGGGUUGAAAGACUAAAUUGAGCCACUGAUUGGAGCAUCUCAAAGACUAUUUGGUCAUCA
This is a messenger RNA of Syzygium oleosum, 656 nucleotides long. Its product is annotated as ethylene-responsive transcription factor ERF098. Gene Ontology annotation, molecular function: DNA-binding transcription factor activity; DNA binding. Lineage: Eukaryota; Viridiplantae; Streptophyta; Magnoliopsida; Myrtales; Myrtaceae. Gene Ontology annotation, biological process: ethylene-activated signaling pathway; regulation of DNA-templated transcription. Bases 78 to 515 code for a protein of 145 amino acids. The record is from RefSeq and is a predicted model, not a curated record. The transcript is spliced from 2 exons.